Molecule: messenger RNA, 1187 nt
Organism: Olea europaea var. sylvestris
Lineage: Eukaryota; Viridiplantae; Streptophyta; Magnoliopsida; Lamiales; Oleaceae
Product: probable xyloglucan endotransglucosylase/hydrolase protein 32
Exons: 3
Coding region: 58-945 (295 amino acids)
Biological process (GO): xyloglucan metabolic process; cell wall biogenesis
Cellular component (GO): cell wall; apoplast
Molecular function (GO): hydrolase activity, hydrolyzing O-glycosyl compounds; xyloglucan:xyloglucosyl transferase activity
Source: RefSeq, a predicted model, not a curated record
UUUUGUACACCAAAACUCUCACUCAAAUCUGCCUAUUCUAUUCCUUUUAGCUUCUUCAUGGCUUUCCUCUUUCUCCCAUUUCUUUUCAUCUUCUUUGUCCCCUCAACCAAUGCAGGUUAUUGGCCACCCUCCCCAGGUUAUUACCCGAGUUCUAAGUUCAGGUCCAUGAGCUUUUAUCAGGGUUACAGAAACCUAUGGGGUCCGGGUCAUCAGAAUAUAGACAAUAAUGGCAUUACUAUUUGGCUUGAUAGAAUCUCAGGAAGUGGGUUCAAGUCGGUUAAACCAUUUCGAUCCGGGUACUUUGGAGCCUCCAUCAAGCUCCAAACGGGCUAUACUGCUGGAGUAAUUACGGCUUUCUAUCUUUCGAACAGCGAAGCUCAUCCAGGAUAUCACGAUGAGGUAGAUAUUGAGUUUCUCGGGACAACAUUUGGGAAACCUUAUACUUUGCAAACCAAUGUGUAUAUCCGAGGAAGUGGGGAUGGUAAAAUUGUUGGGAGAGAGAUGAAAUUUCACUUAUGGUUCGAUCCCACCAAAAAUUUCCAUCAUUAUGCCAUUUUGUGGAGUCCCAAGGAAAUCAUAUUCUUUGUCGAUGAUGUACCUCUAAGAAGGUAUCCAAGAAAAAGUGUAGCAACAUUUCCCUUAAGACCAAUGUGGGUGUAUGGGUCAAUAUGGGAUGCUUCAUCAUGGGCAACUGAAAAUGGAAAAUAUAAAGCUGAUUAUAGCUACCAACCGUUCAUCGGAAAAUUCACUAACUUCAAAGCAAGUGGCUGCACAGCCUAUGCGUCGCCCCGGUGCCGCCCAGUCUCCGCCUCUCCCUUUCACUCUGGUGGCCUUACCAGACAACAAUACAAGGCAAUGAAAUGGGUGCAAAGACACCACUUGGUAUAUAACUAUUGCAAGGACUAUAAAAGAGAUCAUUCUCUAACACCAGAAUGCUGGCACUAAUUCAAGAAUAAUUUGAUCCACGCACAUUUAUGUAUCGUCAUUCUAUCUUGAUUUUACUUGUGCUUCUAUUUGGGAGGGGUUUUUCUUGAAAUGGGCCCCUCUUGCCAAUACGAGGCCACCAAAAACGGAAAAAAAUAAAAUAAUAAAAAAAUUGCAGUUUUUUGUGAUACUUAUGUGUACGUUAGUUAAAUAGACUAUACAAAGUGUGAGAGAGAAUUCAAUAAGGGGGAAGAGAUUAGGGA